This is a messenger RNA of Leishmania mexicana MHOM/GT/2001/U1103, 1338 nucleotides long. RefSeq names its product beta-galactofuranosyltransferase-like protein. The record is from RefSeq and is a predicted model, not a curated record. The transcript has a single exon. Lineage: Eukaryota; Euglenozoa; Kinetoplastea; Trypanosomatida; Trypanosomatidae. The coding region runs from base 1 to 1338 and encodes 445 amino acids.
AUGGGGCGCGGGCAGAGGUCGCAUGCUUGCGGCUUUUCUCCUGCGCGGCGCUGCCUGCUGUUCGUAGCCUGUGCGUUACUAGCAGCCAGCAUCACGCUUCUUAUCCUGUACUCGCUGCCUGACGUGGCUGUGGAAGUAGACGGGGGUAAGGAGGUUUGGGUCACGGCGUCGUCGGACCAGCCAGUGACAGAUGAGGAACUGUUCGCUUGCACUCGCAGAUGGCUGCAGACAGACGGUGUUCAGGCCAACACCGUCAUCCCGUUCGUGAUUGUGCCGCUGACACUGGAGUGGGAGGACUUCCGCUUGUUCAUGUGCCGCGUGCACGCGCGCGCGCGCUACCUCUACAUCCUGCAGAAUGGCGCAGUGGAGGAGAUGACUGCGCUUCUGACGAAGCUGCGCGCCGCGGUGCCGUCGGAGCGGCUCAUCGUCGAGUACCGACCGCAGAACAUCGGCUACGCUGCGGCUGUCAACGAAGGGUACCGAGUGGCCCUGCAGAAGCCGCAUGUCGAGGUCCCCUUUAUCGGCGUGUUCAACUGCGACGUGUACUUUGAGCGCCGGUAUUUUGACCGGUACAUACCCGCUGUGUACAAAAUGCUGGCCCCCGACGUGGCCCGCAUUCGCGCGCUGGAGGAAGUGGUGGAAAAGGAGGAGAGGGCGGCGCGCGCGGCAGGGCGGCGGACACUGCGGGCCGGUGUGGCAACCACACCCGGUCUCUCCAUCUCCAUGCUCCUGCCGGACCGGAUUAGGUACAGCUCCUUAGCAGAGCAGCAGGACGAGUUCAAGGGGCAUGUAGGCAUGUUUUACUACGAGACCAAGUCCAUGUGCGCCUUUCUGGUGUCGCGCCUGGCGCUGCUGGCCGGCGGCUUCCUCGAUGAAAACUUCUACCCCGCCUACUUUGAGGACUACGACUGGCAGUUCCGCCUGGGGAGCCUUGGCUUCAAGAUGUUUACGGGCGCCUCGGCGCAGUUUGGCGGCUUCUUUCACAGAAUGGGUGGCAACAUCCGCGCCAUCAACAAGGGCCCCGCCAGCAAGUCUAUGAGCUACGAAAUGGCGGCGAUACGGGUGGAGCGUAUGCUUAACGCCAAGCCGGGCAUCGACUACGGGGAGACGAAGUGGGCGUGGCAUCGCGAGGCGCUUGUGGCAAUGAGCGCGACGCCCUUCCCGCAGCUAGGGUUCACUGUUCCGUUGGAUGUGUGGGUGCUGGAUGCGGCGCGGCAUCAACUGAUCAUCGACAUCGGCACGGGGCGUCAGCCAUCCGUGGAGAUGUCGAACACGUACAACGUCUCUCUCCUUUCGAGUCUGCGGCCUUUUGCACUGGCGGACGGCAAGGACUACUAG